AUGUGGUCCCUAGUGCCUCUUGCCUCGCCCCAACCUCAGUCUGGUCCUGGGGUCCCACCUCCCAGCUUCCCUCACGGCUGGGUCCCCCGGGUCCCCGUGACCCCGGCAUCCUGGACCGCACCCCCUCGUGACCUCGUGACCCCGAGGCCCCCGGUGGCGGCCGUUGGACUAGCGCCCUGUCCCAGCUGGACGGCGGAGGGCGCCAUGUGGCCUGGACCUGCGCUUCUGUUCCCCAGCUUAGUCCUGGGCCUCCUCCCCGCACCCCGGACGCCCCAAGGGGCGCCGCCUGCAGCCCCCCAGCACCCGCCUGAGCCGGGGACCCCGAUCCCCCCGCGGGACGGCCCGGAGGGCGUCGGAGACGGAGACCAGGUCCCCGCGCGCGCCCCGACCGCGCCCUCGCCCAGUGAGCUCGGCGCCCCGUGCGCCCUCCGUGCGCCCCUGCGCGCAGACAACGCGACCCGGAGAUCCGCGGCCCUCUGGGCCAGCCGGGCCCGCCAGAAACGCGCGGCCUGCAACGUCCAGCACCUGAAGAUCACCUCGGACCAUGGCCCGUCCCCGCUGCAGGUGCACCGCAAGCUGGGGGUGACUCUGGACGCCAGGGUGCGCCUCGACUGCCCACAGGCCGUUGUCCACGUGGAGAAAUGGCAGGUGCUGCCCGUGCAGAACACGAGGGGCCCCCACGACUGGAGCAAGUCUCUGAAGGUCAACCUGGAGUUGGGCACCAACGGGUGGAUCCUCAUCAUCCCCAGCAACUUCUUAGCGCCCGGCACCUACGCCUUCAACUACUCUCUGAGCCUCCUGAGAGACGAACAACUUCUCCUGCAAGUGUCCGACUGCUUCUACAUCACCUUCGUGCGGAACCCCCUGAGCGCCAUCAUCACGGGGCCCCCGACGCUGUCGGUGUCGUUCAUGGGCCAGCUGGUCCUCAACGGCUCCUUGUCCUCGGACCCCGACGCCAGUGACCCUCAGGCUGGUCUGCAUUUUUUCUGGUUCUGCACCAUCAUCCAGGGCCGUCGCCAGAAUGGCCAUUGUGUGCCAGGCCGGUCUCAGCUGUGGUGGGCCUCCCAGGGGCCGGUUCUGACCUUCCAGCCGGGAACCCUCAGGGGCAACAGCAGGUACCUGUUCACAUUGAUGGUGCAGAAGGGAAGCAGGAACGCCUCGGCUGAGAAAAUCGUCCAGGUCGGGGCAGGCCCGGUCCCGAUCAGCUACAUCGCCUGCCUGGAAAACUGUCGCCCGUUCCCCCUGGUUUCCAACACGCUCUCUCUGUUUCUCAACUGUACCCAGUGCUCCGACCGUGACGUCUACAGAUGGUCCCUCAGAAGCUCGGGACUGUUCCAAGAUAUUCCAUUCGAUUGGUCAAAGCAGACCACCACUGGGAGGAACACACCCUACCUGUCCCUGAAAGCUUUCGCUAUGCAGGACCUCCCAGAAGCCACUUAUCAGCUGCAGGUGCAGCUCAGCACCUGGGGUGGCCAGGAGGUUCGCCGGUGGCACAUCUUCGCCAUCAAUCACCCCCCAGAGGUUGGCCAGUGCGUCGUGGAUCCCGCCCAAGGCAUCGAGCUGUUCACAGAAUUUGUCGUCCGCUGCUCAGAUUUCCAGGACAAGAACAGCCCCCUGACGUAUAAAAUUGUAGUCUUGGAUCUGCACGGUUUUGGAGAGAUCAGCUCCCUCAAGGAGAACCUUCUGGGAGCUAUCCUGUACCUGGGUCACAUGUCCACCACUCCCGCCACCUUCCUCCCCAGGGGGGACGCGGCUGAUGGAGAUUCUCUGACGCUCUACGCUCAGGUCUCCGACUCCCUGGGUGCCUUCUCCCAGCUGACGUUUCAGGCCACGGUGCACAAGACCACCAACACCUUCUCGUCGAAGGCUCUCCUGCAGCGUCUGUACAGUCUUACCACAGCGCCCAACUCAUCCUUCAUUGAUUUGGUCAGCAGGAAGAACUUCCUGGCCGCCGGCUACCUGCUCUACCUGGCCACCUGUGUGCUCAAUCACAUGCAGGACGAGCUGGCACUGCAGGCAAACCUAGCCAGCCUCCACCUGGACCUGAUCAACCUGUCAUUCCUGCUGCCCCUGGUCACCAUAGAGGAUAUCAGCCAGGUGAUUGUGCUGGUCACCAAGCUGACCAAGAAGGUGGCCGAGUUCACACGGCUGGCCCAGAAACGGUUGGCCCUGAAGAUCUGGCAGAACAGCCGGGCCCUGCAGCUUCACAGCACAAUUAAGGGUAACCAGGUGGACAUGGUGUGUACAGGUGUCCUCACCGCCCUGUCCAACCUCCUGGCCUACACCAGCUACUACGAGGUGGUGGAGGAGCCACUCUAUGUCCUGCAGGGCCUGGUGGACACCGUCAUGGCCAGGAAGGUGCCGGGCAAUGAGACCACCGUAAUGAGGAGUGCCGGCGUCAACAUCUACAUCCGCAAGACGCUGAGAGCAGAAAUCAGCAGCCUGUGUGAGGAGUCGGCUGGGCCCUGCUUCCAGCCCAUGCUGACUGAGAGCAGCGUCCAGGCGGUGCCCAGCAGCUCCCCAGUCUCCGCGAUGUUCUGUGUGUUUGCCACCGACCCCUUCGCCUGGCUCACCUACCCCGAGCUCAGCUCAGUCCAGGUGGGGGGCUUCGAAGUGACUGGGACGUCGGAGAAUGGGGACGAGGUGAACGUCAUCCCCGACGUGGCGGAUGUGUUUCUGCUACGCCGGAACCUGAGUGCUGGCCUCUUCCCCCUCACCGUGGGGCCCACGAGGAAGCCUGGGUGGUCCUCGGAGAGCUGGAGGACCACCACGGGGGCCUUCAGCUUCCAGGUGGAAGGCACCACGCGGGAGGUCCUGGUGUACAUCCUGACAGAGGUGACGGUGGUUUUCACUGCCACUUUGUAUGCUGGCCACCAGGUCUCUGCCGCCGCUCAUGUCGCCACCUUCCUGGUGCCCCCUGACCUCCCACCCGUGGCCAACCAGAGCAGCCUCUUCGACCCGGCCUGCCCCGUGCAGUCGCCCCGGGUGCUCUGCCUGUCCCCAUCCCUGCUGCAGCUGGUCACCGAGAAGAACCCUGCAUCCGAGACGCACCUGGUUGUGGUGCUGCAGGCCCCACGCUUUGUCACCCACCCCAAUGACCAGCUGGUGAGUGUCGCGGUGCUGCGCCUGAGCUGCCUGGACAUGGACGGGGACGGCCUCGACGAGUGGCGGGAACACGCGUGCGUGCUGGGGCCCAGGACCACGUGGGCGCGGGUACACUGCGUGUGCCGGUCCAGGCUCAGCCGCUCCCGGCGCCAGUCCAACUUCAUCAAGUUGGCCGGGCAGCAGCUCAAGACCCACUUCCUGACCUCGCGGGUGCUGGUGACCCCCAACUUCGUGGACCUCCGCUUCGAGGUCAUCAAGACCAUCCCCCAGAACCCUGUGACCCUCUUCACCAUCCUCUUCAUCAUGCUCGUCUACGUGGUCUUCGCUUUCUGGGCCUUGCACCGUGACGAGACGGACCAGUACCUGCGGGACCACGUGGUCGUGCUUCCCGACAACGACCCGAAUGACACCAUGUGCUACCUCCUCACCUUCUUCACCGGCAGCCGCUGUUGUGCCGGCACCAGCGCAGACGUCUUCGUGCAGCUGCGGGGCUCCGAGGCCACCAGCGACGUGCACUGCCUGAGCCACCCUCAGAUCAAGAGUCUGUACCGCGGCAGCAUCAACACCUUCCUGCUGACGACGCCCACAGUCCUGGGCGACAUCCAGUCCCUCCGCGUUUGGCACAACAACGAGGGCCUGGCGCCCAGCUGGUACCUGAGCAGGGUCAAGGUGGAAAGCCUCUUCAGCCGGCGCAUCUGGCUCUUCUUGUGCCGCCAGUGGCUGUCAGUGGACACCGUCCUGGAAGUGACCCUCACCCCCAUGCCCCCCGAUGCCCCCCUGGAACGCAAGGACUAUUUCCUCAUCGACUACGGGCAGAGCCUGGGCACCGAACACUCUUGGUUCUCCGUCUUCGUCGGCGUGGUCAGCAACUCCUUUAACCGGCUGCAGCGGCUGUCCUGCUGCGUGGCCUCGCUGCUGUCCACGCUCGUCUGCAACAUCAUGUUUUUUAACCUCAACCCAGAGGGCCCCGACAACCCCACGACUCUGCACUACGUCCAGUCCAUGGUCAUCGGCAUGCAGAGCAACCUCAUCACCUUCCCGGCCCAGCUGGCCAUCACCUCCUUGUUCACCUACUCUCAGAAGCGGCCGGAUGCCACGUUGGAGGAUGUGGAGACGCAAAAGCAGGCCGCGCCGGCCGAGCAGGGCCACUGGGAGGAGCGGCUGGAGGCCUGGUAUACCCGGGAGACUGCCAAGGCACCCAAGAAGCCAGCCAGGAAGAUGGUUGACAAGUCGCAGGAUAAGGCAAGCCCGCCACCCCCCGAGGCCAUUCCCCAGUCCACACCCCAGAAACACACCAAGUCCUUGAAAUCCUUGAGCAAGCCCCAGGACUCCAUCCUGGCCAACAGGAACGUCAGCAACGCCAAUGUCCAAGGGACGUCCCAGGAUCCCAAGAGCGCAGCGGCCGCCUCCGAGGACCUGGAGCCCCCCAAGAAGAAGUUCCGGAUUGUCCUGCCCACGUGGUGCGUGCUUGUCGCCUGGCUGCUAGUGUUCCUCGUCAUCAGCGUCUCCUCCUUCUUUAUUGUCUUCUACGGGCUGACCUACGGCUAUGAGAAGUCCCUGGAGUGGCUCUUCGCUUCCUUCUGUUCCUUCUGCCAGUCCGUGCUCCUGAUCCAACCAAUCAAGCUCUUGCUGGCCACGGGCUACAGGACCAACCAGCCCAAGUACUGCAAGAACUUGUCAUGGACCAGCAACUACCAGUACAUAGAGAUCAACCUGCCUGGCAGGAGCCUGAAACCGAAGGAGGCCGAGAUGCUGCACCAGGACCUGGUCCAGCUGCGCCAUUCUCGCAUGUACCAGCCGCUUACAGCCGACGAGAUCAGGAUCUUCCAGCGGCGCCGGCGGCUACGGCGGCGGGCACUGCGCUUUCUCAGCUACGUGCUCAUGCACCUCGUCUUCCUGGCCCUGCUUCUCACCCUGGCCGCCGUGCUGCGCCACGCUGACAGUUAUGAGCACCAUCGUUUCCUCCGAGACCGCUUCUCUGAGGGCCUGGACACGGUGACCAAGCUGCCCGAUGUCUACCAGUGGCUCCAUCGGGUGGCUCUGCCCUUGCUCCACAGUGACCAGCACCCUACCUUCUUGCCUGACAGCUCCUGCAAGAUCCUGGGCCUCCCACUCCUGAGACAAGUGCGGGCAGUGCCUGGAGCCAAGCAUUGCCCGGCUGCCCGGAAACUGGCGCCCAACCCAAACCAGGGGGACCUACAUUGUCACCCCGAGUACGGCGUCGACCCCGAGGACGUCAGGAACUACUCGAGGACUUGGAGUGACGCCUCGGCCCUGAAGGACGAAGCAUUCAUGUACCGGCAGCCCACGAAGGGCUGGACCUAUGCAACCGUGGGACUCCUGAACAGCUAUGGCCCAGGCGGCUACGCCGUCCACUUGCACCCCAGCGAGCAGCGCUCCAACUCCACGCUGCGGCUUGUGGUGCUCCGUGCGGGCAACUGGCUGGACGAGAGGACAUGGGCUGUGUUCCUGGAGCUGAGUAUGCUGAGCCCCGACGCCGGCCUCCUCUGCAGCCUGUCGGUUCUGUUCGAGGCCUCACAGCUGGGGGUCGUGAACACGAGCCUCUCCCUGCACGCCUUUGCGUUGGCUGACUGGAACCCCACCACGUCUGCCGAAGUCUACCUGUACGUGGCCCUCCUCACCUUCUUUGUGGCCUACGUCGCAGAUGAGGCGUUCGUCGUGUGGCAUGAGCGGGCCACCUACCUGCUCAGUGCCUACAACUGCCUCAACCUGGUUCUCAAGUGCCUCUUCGCGGUGGGGAUCAAGCUCUUCUUGGAGAAACACCUCCUGGCCACCCGCCUGAUCCGUGCCAGCCUGGCUCACCCAGCCGAGUUCGUGCCCUUCCAUGCUGUAGCUCAGGUUGACUACUCCCUGCGGGUGGUCCUGGGCUUCCUGGUUUUCCUCGCCAUCCUUAAGAGCCUCCGGUAUGCCCGUGUCUUCUACACCGUGCGUCUGGUACAGCGUGCCAUCCAGGUGGCCAUGCUGGGCAUCUGCCACAUGGCGCUAGUCGGGGCUGUGUUUCUGCUGGUCUAUGUGGUCUUCGGCUGCCUGGUGUUCGGCCAGCACGAAUGGAGCUACAGCAGCCUGGUGCGUGCCAUGCAGACCACACUCACCUACUGCGUGGCGGCCUUUGGUAGCACCACUUUUCACAGCAGUCGCCUGAUGGGCCUACUCUUCCUGGCUGCCUUUGUGCUGCUCAUGAUCUGUAUCCUUGUCAACUUGUUCCAGGUCGUCAUUCUGUCCACCUACAAGGCCAUGAAACAGCCGGUGUUCGAGGAGCUGUCGGACGAGGCCGAGGCCGCAGCAUACCUGCACCGCAAACUGCGGAAGCUGGUGGCCUUUGUGCUGUGCCAGCGCGAGGCCGAGGGCGAGGGCGAGGACUCCCUGGAGCCCAAGUUCUUCGAGGACAUGGUGUACGGGCAGCCGCUGAAGACGGACCGCCGCUACCUGGGCCUGAAGACGCGAACCAUGAAGGGGAAGAAGAUGGUUUACCUGGUGGCUUGAUCGACAGGUGUUUCCUGAGUUUUCAGACAGGGUUCUGGU
Suncus etruscus (white-toothed pygmy shrew) is the source of this 6648-nucleotide messenger RNA. It is a transcript of the gene PKDREJ, whose product is annotated as polycystin family receptor for egg jelly. The record is from RefSeq and is a predicted model, not a curated record. Bases 1 to 6609 code for a protein of 2202 amino acids. Gene Ontology annotation, cellular component: membrane. Lineage: Eukaryota; Metazoa; Chordata; Mammalia; Eulipotyphla; Soricidae. Gene Ontology annotation, molecular function: calcium channel activity; protein binding. Gene Ontology annotation, biological process: detection of mechanical stimulus. The transcript is spliced from 3 exons.